AUGCACGCGUUGCUGCUCAGGGCUGCUGCAGCGCCUUGCCAUGGACGGCUCGUGAGGCCGGCUGCAGUGGCAGCUGUGACAGCUGCUGCACGACCUGUCCCUGUCGGCGGGUCUCUCGCGCAGUUCACACCCCCUGCGCGGGUCGCUGGGGGGAGUGUACGAUGGGCUGCGUCGAAUUCGAGAUGGAAGCAACGUCAGGGCAGCGACUAUUUCGCACGGGAGGCCAAGGUGCAGGGCCUGAAGAGCCGCGCCGCGUUCAAGCUACUCGAGAUGGAUUCGAAGUACAGGCUGUUUAAGAAAGGACAGACUGUGUUGGAUCUGGGUUACGCGCCAGGUAGCUGGUCCCAGGUUGCCGUGGAACGGACGAGGCCGAACGGACGCGUUGUCGGCAUCGACAUCAUCCCGGCACAGCCGCCGAGGGGAGUGUCGACUAUCCAGGGCAACUUCCUGAAUCCGGGUGUCCAGAACCUCGUGAAGGAAUACCUCGUGGAAUUCGCCGGUCGGAAACCUCCAAGUCCCCCCGCGUCCGAGACCUCAGAGGAAGAGGACGACAUGAAAAUCAUGGAACGGCAAAGCUAUAUCGAUGCCGAGCGGGCCGAGUCGGUCGAUUCGGAUUGGCCGGCACUGCCGGAGAAUGAUGGAAAGCUCAUCGAUGUGGUUCUAAGCGACAUGUCAGCACCCUGGAUGCAAACUUCGGGCUUUUCCAGCAACACAUUGAGUAACCCGUAUUCUAGGAUGAUGAACACGAGCGGCAUGAGUUUCCGUGACCACGCGGGUAGUAUGGACCUCUGUCUGGCAGCAUUACAGUUUGCAAGCGGGACUCUACGGACCGGUGGACACUUCGUGUGCAAGUUCUACCAAGGCGCCGAGGACAAAGAUCUCGAGAUGAAGUUGAAGAAGAUGUUCGGCAAGGUCCAUCGCGAGAAGCCCGAAUCGUCAAGAAACGAAUCGAAGGAGGCAUAUUUCGUGGCACUGCGCAAGAAAGGCGAUGUAACUUUAGCGGAUGUCUCAAGAUGA
Anthostomella pinea is the source of this 1017-nucleotide messenger RNA. The record is from the annotation of a GenBank genome assembly. Lineage: Eukaryota; Fungi; Ascomycota; Sordariomycetes; Xylariales; Xylariaceae.